AUGAGCAUGCAAAGUUCAAAACUCAGGGACGAUUCUCAAACUUUCAUAGAUGAUACAAGUAUCAAUAGUGAAAAGGUUCAUGCAUUCGAAGGACAUAAUGCGGAUGUGCAACCAGUGAUACGCCAAAGAAGUAAUAGCAAAAUUGAAGACAGAGAAAGCUUGAGCAAAUUGAUUUCCAAUAAUAAAGGUGUCGAAAGAAUAGUUUCAGAACUAGAAGAAGGUGCUGGUAAAUUAGGAGGGUUAGAAGAACCACUUGAUCUAAAGAGAAUUGAAACUCACCCGGAUCCAAACUCAAGCUUUAAUGAGAAAGAUCCGUGGAAAUACCCUAUUGAUCAAGAAACGGGUCUAAGACUAGUUGAGUUUGUCCCUGGUGAUAAAAAAAAUCCAUUAAAUAUUUCAAAAGCUAGAAAAUGGUUUUAUACCUUUCUCUUGGGUAUAAUUUGUUUUGUUGUUGCUUUAGGCUCUGCGAUUGUAACCGGUGAUAUCAGUGGACCAAAGGAGUAUUUUGGCGUUACCGAAGAAAUUAUUAUUUUGGCAUCGGUUACUAUGUUUGUUCUUGGAUUUGGGUUCGGGCCUUGUUUAUUUGCACCACUCUCAGAAGAAAUAGGUAGACAACCUGUUUAUGUGGGAACAUUAUUCCUAGGCGUCAUAUUCAUUAUUCCUUGCGCAUUAGCUCAAAACAUUGAAACAUUAAUCAUUUGUAGAUUGAUUGAUGGUUUAGCGUUUUCCGCUCCUAUGUGCCUUAUAGGUGGUUCAUUAGCAGACAUAUGGGAGGCAUCGGAAAGAGGGGCUGCAAUGGCUGUCUUUUCAGCCGCCCCAUUUUUGGGUCCAGUCGUAGGUCCAAUUUUUGGUGGUUUACUUGGUGAUAAUGCCCCUACUUGGAGAUGGAUUUAUUGGUGUUUCUUAAUUAUAGCGGGAUUUUUUUACGUUAUAUUUGCGUUAGCAGUUCCCGAGACUCAUCAUAACACUAUAUUAAAACGCAGAGCAAAAAAAUUAAGAAAGAAUACUGGUGAUGAUAGAUACAGAGCAAUCGUCGAAUUGAAGAUUAAAAAUUUCAAACAAGUCUGUAAUGAAUCGCUUUUACGUCCAUUCAUUUUAUUAAGUGAAUUAAUUAUUUUCUUGAUAACUUUGUAUAUGUCGGUCAUCUAUGGUUUGUUGUAUAUGUUUUUCUUUGCUUAUCCUAUGGUGUAUGGUGAAGGUAAGGGAUGGAGUGAUUCUAUGGUCGGUGUUAUGUUUAUUCCAAUCGGAGUCGGUGUGGUCAUUUCUUCUCUUAUAGCUCCAUUUGUCAAUCGGGAUUAUAAUAAAAGGGCUCAAGUAUAUAGAGAUAAAGGAGAGUUACCACCAGCUGAAUUAAGAUUAAUUCCAAUGAUGUAUAGUUGUUGGUUCGUUCCUGCUGGUUUAUUCUCGUUUGCAUGGUCGUCGUAUCCAUCUGUUUCGUGGGCUGGUCCGUGCUUUAGUGGUCUUGCCGUCGGUUUUGGAUUUACUUGUUUGUAUAACCCAGCGAAUAACUAUAUUGUUGAUUCAUAUCAACACUUCGCAGCAAGUGGUUUAGCUGCAAAGACGUUCGUCAGAUCAAUGUGGGGUGCUUGUGUCCCAUUAUUUACUAUUCAAAUGUACCACAGAUUGGGCUAUGAAUGGGCCUCAUCAUUAAUGGCAUUCAUUUCCUUGGCAUGUUGUGCAAUCCCAUUUGGAUUCUACUAUUAUGGAGCAAGAAUUAGAACAUACUCAAAGUAUGCUUAUUCCCCCGACUCUAUAAAUUAA
Molecule: messenger RNA, 1761 nt
Organism: Debaryomyces hansenii CBS767
Lineage: Eukaryota; Fungi; Ascomycota; Pichiomycetes; Serinales; Debaryomycetaceae
Product: MFS transporter
Exons: 1
Coding region: 1-1761 (586 amino acids)
Biological process (GO): transmembrane transport
Molecular function (GO): transmembrane transporter activity
Source: RefSeq, a predicted model, not a curated record